AUGGCGUCGCCUUCCGUUCCUGGCGCUGCAUCUCAGCCGUCUGAUUUAGAAUCCGGUCCGCCUCCCAUCGUUCUCCCCGCAAAUGCAGCAUUGCGGUCCCCUCCCCUUCCACCGCGCUCCGCCACUGUCGGCGGUCGUCCGCCGCUCCCCCCCGCCUCCUUUGAAUCAGGGUCGGAGGGGCCCUCCGCGGCCGCCUCUCCCGCCCGCGGCGCGCGUUCCCCCGCCGCAGCCUACACUCCGCGCCCCUCCGCGUCGUACUCGCCGCCCACGUCCGGCGGAACCGGCUACUCCACGCGCCCCGCGCCGACCCCGCGCGCGAUUCUGCUGCAGCGGUCGCGGUCGGGCGUGCUGAUCGGCGCGCGGUCGUUCGGCGGAACGCAGCUGCCGUGGGAGCCGCCGAAGCGCAAGCCGCCGCAGCACACGGCGGAGGUGGGCGCGAGCGACGCCGUGGCGCAGAGCCUGGACUACGAGCUCGCGGAGUCGGAGGAGGCGAGGCAGCGGACAGGCUGGGGCCAAGUUAGAAGAGUUGGAGGAGGCGGCGCGGUGGACAGGCUGGGGCUGUGGAAGGCGAUAGCGUACACAGCGGCCAAUUGGGCUGGAGGAAUCGGAGGAAGCGCAGGCGGCGGACAGGCUGGGACUGGGGGAGGCGAUGAUAGAGUACACGGCGGGCAAGUGGGCGCUCCUGGUGCUCAUCGGGUGCAUUUUGGACAGAUUCCCCUUGCCUCCCUCUCCCCCUAUCUUCUUCCCUCUUCCUCUCUUCUUCCCCUCUCCCUCUUCCCCCCUCCUAGAUUAGAGGAAUCAGAGGAGGCGAGAGCGGCGGAUAAGCUGGGCCUGGGCGAGGCGAUGGAGUACACGGCAGCCAAGUGGGUGCUGGUGCUGCUCAUCGGGUGCAUGACGGGCGGUGCGGCCUUCCUGAUCAACAUGGUGGUGGAGAAUGCCAUGGGGGUCAAGCUCGCGCUCACCAUCGAGCUGCUCAAUGGGGGGAGCCCAUUUCUGGCAGUGCUGGUGUACUCGUUACUGAGUGCUCUGCUAGUGGCAGCAUCAGCGGCACUCUGUGUGUUUGUGGCGCCAGCAGCAGCGGGGUCGGGGAUUCCCGAGGUGCGGGCAUACCUCAACGGCGUGGACAUGCCACAAGUGCUCUCGCCACUCACUCUGCUCGUUAAGGAGUACCUUGUAAGUGCUCACCGCACUCACUCAGUGGCAAACAGCCUCACCGCUUCCCACCCCUCUUCACGAACCCCCCUCUCUCUCCUUCAGAUACUAGGCAGCAUGUGGGCAGAGGAAGGCGGGCUAGCCCUGGGCAAGGAGGGGCCGCUGAUCUUGGGCAGCAUGGGGGCGGAAGCGGGCGGGCUAGCCCUGGGUAAGGAGGGUCCGCUGGUGCACAUCGGAGUCAACUCAUUCUCGCCACACUCGGUGGAAAAUAUCGACCACCGCUUCCCACCCCUUUCCACGCCUCCCCUCUCUCUUCUGCAGAUAUUGGGCAGCAUGGGGGCGGAGGCCGGAGGGCUAGCGCUGGGCAAGGAGGGUCCGCUGAUAUUAGGCAGCAUGGGGGCGGAAGCAGGAGGGCUAGCGCUGGGCAAGGAGGGCCCUCUGGUGCACAUCGGCGCCGCCAUCGCUGCUCUCUUUGGCCGCGGCUCCAUUCGUGACUGGCUUGCUCGCCGGGCUGCCGCGGGUACAUCUGGGGGUGGGGAUGCAAGCGGGGGUGGCGGCCCGGAUGGAAAGAAGGAGGCUCCGUUGCGGGCAGCAGCAGCAGCAGCAGGGACAGGAGGAGUGUCUGAGCCGCUGCUUGCACAGGGUACCACAGAGACCAGCACGGCCAGGGGAGGAGCGGGAGGAGGAAGGGGGAAGGAGGGGGAGCGGCGGCAGUGGUGGCUGCUGUAUUCGGACUGGCUGCGUUUCUUUGACAACGACCGGGCGCGUCACGACCUCGUCACUAUUGGUGCCGGGGCCGGGGUGGCCGCUGCUUUCCAGUGCCCCUUGGGGGGGAUACUCUUUGCUCUCGAGGAGCUCACCUCCUGGUGGAAGAAGAAGGUGGUGUGGAAGGCGCUUUUCACGAACGCAGUGGGCGCCUGCGCUGAGGGCGCUCAUCCCCCCAACCCCUCUCAACCCCUCUCAACCCCUCUCAACCCCUCUCAACCUCUCUCGAUCCCUGCAAACCCCUCUCAACCCUGCCCAACCCCUUGCAACCCCUCUAAAUCAACCAGGUGGAAGAAGAAGGUGGUGUGGAAGGCGCUGUUCACGAACGCAGUGGGCGCCAUCGCACUGAGAGCGCUCAUGGCCGCAUGCGAGGGGGGGCGGUGUGGGCUGUACAGCGAUGGGGGCUUCAUUCUCUUCGAUGCCCAGAGGGAGAGCGACUUCGGGUUGAGGGAGCUGCUACCUGUGUUGGUGUUGGGCAUCACAGGGGGCCUCGUGGGGGCGCUCUUCAACACCGCUGUCGCCCGCCUCGCCAAGCUGCGCGCCAAAUACAUCAACCCCUACGGUCCAUGGUGCAAGGUGCUAGAGGCAGCACUCAUCGCCAUCCUCACCUCCCUUGCCCGCAUGGCCCUCCCCUUCGCAUCGCGCUGCCUGCCCUGCCCGGAAAACGAUGUCUGCCCGGACCCCAGCCUCAACGGCAACUACAUUGCUUUCACCUGCCCGGCGGGCAGCUACAACCCGAUGGCCAGGCUGGCACCCACCACCAACGACAACGCCAUCACCAACCUCUUCUCCAGCUCGCCUGCUCAGUACACCUCGCUCGCCCAGUACACGUGCAUGUUUGCACUCUAUCUGAGUGUUACACGAGAAUACUCAAAAGCAGCAGGGCUGGUGUUUGGCCACCACCAUACCAGCGCUAUCUCGCCAACCUCCUUUCCAUCUCGCCUGCUGAGUUCCCGCUGCACUCACACCCGCCACUCGCUGCACUCACACCCGCCACUCGCUGCACUCACACCCGCCACUCGCUGCACUCACACCCGCCACUCGCUGCACUCACACCCGCCGCUCGCUGCACUCACACCCGCCGCUCGCUGCACUCACACCCGCCGCUCGCUGCACUCACACCCGCCGCUCGCUGCACUCACACCCGCCACUCGCUGCACUCACACCCGCCACUCGCUGCACUCACACCCGCCACUCGCUGCACUCACACCCGCCACUCGCUGCACUCACACCCGCCGCUCGCUGCACUCACACCCGCCGCUCGCUGCACUCACACCCGCCGCUCGCUGCACUCACACCCGCCGCUCGCUGCACUCACACCUGCCGCUCGCUGCACUCACACCCGCCGCUCGCUGCACUCACACCCGCCGCUCGCUGCACUCACACCCGCCACUCGCUGCACUCACACCCGCCACUCGCUGCACUCACACCCGCCACUCGCUGCACUCACACCCGCCACUCGCUGCACUCACACCCGCCACUCGCUGCACUCACACCCGCCACUCGCUGCACUCACACCCGCCACUCGCUGCACUCACACCCGCCACUCGCUGCACUCACACCCGCCACUCGCUGCACUCACACCUGCCACUUGCUGCACUCACACCCGCCACUCGCUGCACUCACACCCGCCACUCGCUGCACUCACACCCGCCACUCGCUGCACUCACACCCGCCACUCGCUGCACUCACACCUGCCACUCGCUGCACUCAAAACUGCCACUUUCUGUGCUUUCAUGCGUUCAUUCAUUCCACCAGCUGCCUCCCACCCACACUCGCCCUCUUCUCCCUUCUCUUUUUUCCCCCUCACUGCCCUCGCCCCCCUCACUGCCCUCGCCCCCCUCACUGCCCUCGCCCCCCUCACUGCCCUCACCCCCCUCACUCCUCACUUUCCUCCCAACCCCUCCCCACCGCAGCCACGCCACGCUGGCGAUCUUCUUCCUCGUCUUCUUCUCGCUUGCCAUUAUCACCAACGGCUGCUCCGUGCCGGCUGGCCUGUUCGUCCCACUCAUAGUGGCGGGCGGCACGUACGGCCGCAUGAUGGGCAAGCUCAUGCGCUCACUCACCUCCUCCACCUCCCCCACUCUCUCAUCGUUCCUCCUCCCCUCCCUCACCUCUCCCCUUCGGUCGGCCGGGCUACUCUUGUUCGGAGAAUCUGGUUCUGACACGGGAUUGGACGAGGGGACAUACGCGCUGCUCGGCGCCGCGUCCCUAUUGGGCGGCUCCAUGCGCAUGUCUGUCUCCCUCUCCGUCAUGCUUCUAGAAGUUACCGGGAACCUUCUCCUCUUGCCGCUGAUCAUGCUCGCAACAACCAUCGCCAAGGAGGUGGGGGACUGUUUCAACGAAGGGGUGGUUGACGAGGCGAGCCACUUAAAACGCCUGCCCAUGCUGGAAUACCCCCCGCCCGAGUUCAUGAAAAACCUAACAGCAAUAGACGGUGUGCGGGGCCCGGCUGUAGCGCUGAAGAGUGUGGAGCGCGUGGGAGAGGUGCUGAGAGUCCUGCAGACCACCACCCACUCCGCCUUCCCUGUUGUGCAGAUAGUGGCUACGAGGGAAGGGGGGAAGCUGGGAGAGGGGGAGAAGGAGGGGGUAGGUGAGGGGGAGGGGGAGGGGGAGGUGCAGGCGGUGCUGUACGGCAUGGUGCUGCGCUCCAAGCUGCUCAAGCUGCUGGCUGAUAAGUCCGCCUUCCAGCGCGGCACUCUCUGCACCGCUCGCACCAAUCCCCUUCACAAGCUCCCUCUUUCUACCAACACUGCAGCUGCCGCUGCAGCUGCUGCUAUGCCGGAACCUAGAGCUGGCCAACGUACCGUGCGGUUUGAGGGUGUGCCGGUCAGUCCACAGGCGACCAAUGGGGACACGCCACGUGGCACAGCUGAAGGUGCCUAUGCGGAAGGGCAGACACCCGGGGGAAGACUGGCGAAAUCUCUGUCCCACAAGCACCGCACGGCGACCGCGAUAGUGAACGUUAAGAAGACGCCUUGUAUCGAGGAUAUCGAUUUGAGUGUAGAGGAGCAGGACAUGUUCCUGGACCUGCACCCCUUCUCCAACACCUCCCCCCACGUGGUGGGCGAGGCCAUGAGCCUGCGCAAGGCGUAUGCCAUCUUCCGGCGAAUGGGGCUGCGCCACCUGUGCGUGGUGCGCGAGUGCAUGCAGGUGGUGGGUGUGCUGACGCGCAAGGACCUGCUGCCCCACUCGUUUGAGAAGCAGCAGCUGGAUGAGGAGUGGGACGACGACGACAGCGACAGCGACAGCAGCGACGAGGACGAAGAGGAGGGUUCAGUGUGGGAAAGUGGGGUUUUUGCGAGGGAGAAUGGCGGGGCAGGAGUGAGUGGUGGUGGUGAGGGUGGAGCGGCAAUAGUGGACCGUGCGGUUGUCGCGGUGGCGAGUGAUGGGGACGAGAGUGGGAGGUGUGGGAGCGGUCAUGUGAGUGACGGUGAGGGUGGUGGGCGGCUUGGGAGCGGGCAUGCGAGUGACGGCGAGGGUGGUGUGAGAGGCACUCCAAAGAGGAGGAAACGAGCCAUUCCUUCUUUCAUCUCACGCUGUCAUACACAGAAGUACCACUGA
Messenger RNA from Closterium sp. Naga37s-1, 5481 nucleotides. The record is from the annotation of a GenBank genome assembly. NCBI's taxonomy places the organism in Eukaryota, Viridiplantae, Streptophyta, Zygnematophyceae, Desmidiales, Closteriaceae.